Molecule: messenger RNA, 1499 nt
Organism: Halichondria panicea
Lineage: Eukaryota; Metazoa; Porifera; Demospongiae; Suberitida; Halichondriidae
Product: TNF receptor-associated factor 4-like
Exons: 2
Coding region: 52-1074 (340 amino acids)
Molecular function (GO): protein binding; zinc ion binding
Source: RefSeq, a predicted model, not a curated record
CCAUAUGUGCAUCUUGAACCAUGUGCAUCUUUGACAGACAAUAAAAAUAAGAUGGACGAGAUCCUCGACCUAUCCGAGAUCAUUGACCUAGAUGUAUCUAGAUCAGAGUCUAAAUUUGGAGGCUAUGACUACCAAUUUGUGGAGGAGCCCUCUGAUAACCUCAAGUGUCUGAUUUGCCUGUGUGUGGCCAGGGACCCUCAACAACAUGGGAACGGGGGCUGUGGGAAAAUCUACUGUAAGAGCUGUAUCGACCAGUAUAUGAUGAUAAAUGACAAGUGCCCAAACUGUCGAAAAGUCAUAACUACCUUCAAGGAUGAAAGGAGCAAUAGGGACAUCCAGUCAUUGAAAGUUAAAUGCACCAAUCAUACCAACGGCUGCCAAUGGGUGGGUGAACUACGACAUGUUGACGAGCACCCUAACACGUGUGUCUAUGUCAAGCUGCCCUGCCCUAAUGAUUGUGGUGAUGGCAGUGAAAUAGUGCUUAUUGAAGCAACACAAUUCUUUCGUAAAGACCUCCAAAAGCAUCUUAAAGACGAGUGUCCACGUCGUCAGUACAGCUGUCCCCACUGCCAGGAAACUGAUGAGUAUCGAUAUACCACUGGAGAGCAUAUUAAGAUCUGUCCCAAGAUGGUCAUUCAGUGUUAUAAUACUCCUCACUGCAAGGCAACAUUUCCACAAGAAACUAAAGACGCCCAUCUCUCUACCUGCCAGUAUCAAAAGAUUGCUUGCAAAUACAGUGAGUUUGGGUGCAAAAAGAUACCAUUUCGAAAAGAUCUCCAAAAACACGAGAAUGAUGACAAGGUACAUCUUCGUAUUGCUAUGACAACGGUACUGUCACUAAAGAAACAAUCCAUUCUAUUAAAUACACAAUUACAAUGCUCUAACAUGAAGGAUCAGCUAGGAGCUACUUCUAUCUUCAAGAUGCCCUCUUUUAAAGAGAAAAAAGAAAACAAUAUCGAAUUUUACAGUGAUCCAUUCUAUACCAACCCCAGAGGAUAUAAAAUGGUCAUCAACAUUGAUGCAAAUGGUUAUAAGGCUAACAAAGGCACUAUUGUUUCAGUGUGGCAUAUCUAAUGAGGGGAGAAUACGAUGAUCAACUCGAGUUCCCAUUCAAAGGCACUAUCAAGUUUGAGCUACUCAAUCAGCUGGAGGAUAAGAACCAUCAUUGUAGGUCAUUCAUACAUGAUGGCACAGACGAUGGUAGCGAGAGAGUAAUCGAUCGAGAGAGGUCUAGCGAUGGAAACGGUGUGUCUUCAUUUAUCCGUCACGAAGACCUAGGACUCAACGCCACCAAGAACUGUCAGUACCUCCAGGAUGAUUGUCUAGUGUUUCAAAUCUCCGUUGAUGUACCAUCCUACAAGCCAUGGCUACAAUGCUAAUAAAUGCACACUAUUAAGUAUAUAUCAAACUCGUUAUAUUAUCGUGUGUGGUAACUACAUGUAGAACGAAAGCUGAGUAUAGUUAACGCAUAAAAUUAUUAUAAUGGUUAAUUUUGAGAA